Messenger RNA from Drosophila serrata, 6462 nucleotides. RefSeq lists its product as uncharacterized. Gene Ontology annotation, molecular function: serine-type endopeptidase inhibitor activity. NCBI's taxonomy places the organism in Eukaryota, Metazoa, Arthropoda, Insecta, Diptera, Drosophilidae. The record is from RefSeq and is a predicted model, not a curated record.
AUGCGGCCGCCGAGCCACUCCCAGCUGUUUCGGCUCCGGAUCGAUCCCUGGGCCUGUGCCUGUGCCUGGCUGGCACUGGCCGCAGCCUCGCUGGCCUAUCCAAAUAGCCCGUCCGAGCAGCCGCUGGUCACCUAUGUGACCACCUCGACAACAUCCAGCCAGCGGAGCCAGUCCGCCCCCCUGCAGCCGGCCUUUGUAUAUGACUCGCCCCCACCCUCGGAGGAGCAGGGUCCCCAUCACACGCUGGCCACAGCCACAUACCCGAGCUCCCCCGUCCGACCGAUAGAGACUGAUGGCGACCAGGCAAAGAGAGUCAUCGGUUCCAGUUCAACCUCAUCGGUGUCCGUGGUCCUUGAUGGCAAUGAGCCGCAGUUCACGGACGCCCUAGGCCACAAGGUGCCGAAGCCUCAGCCCUCACUGCAAGUGGCCAGUCCCAUUGACCUGCUUAACCCGGACCGCUACGAGUUCUACACCUUCGACGAGCACGGCGAGCUGGUAAAGAGACUGAUGACCAUGCAGGAGAUCCAGAGCAUCGUGGCCAAUGGCGACGGCGAGGGGCCGUCCAUCAUCCACCCAGCUCCGCUGCCUGAGCACAAUCCCGAUAAGAAUGUUCAAGACAUUGUGGAAAGUGUACAGAGCGUACUUAACAAAGAGGUGGCCUCCAGCUCGGCAAAGAACAGCUCUGGUGAGCUGCUACCACCGCUGCUUGAUACACCCGAUGUCUCCUCCUCCUGGUCGCUUAUCCUGCCCGCCAUUUUCGGCAACACCGGAGGAGACAUUUUCCCGCAGCAGCGCCCACAGCAGAUCGUUAUGACUCCGGAGUCGGAGCUGGUUGAGACGUCGACCAGAGCGGCGCCGCCAACAACGCGAGCCACCAAGAAACCGAAACCCGCCAAGCGCAAGCCAGGCAACAAACGGAAGCCCGGCACCACCACCAGCACGACCCCGGUGACCCCCCAGGUGGUUCAAGAAGAGCUGGACCCCAUGGAGUCUGUGUACACGGGUAUGCAGCAAUACCAGCACGUGGCCGCCAAUGUGCCGGACUUUGAGCUGCUCCACAUGCAGCCCAUCUACCAGAAGCUGCCGAGUACUACGGCUCGACCAGAGACAACCACCCGACGCGUCUUCUACAACAACCAAGAGAUCAUCCAUACCCCAACCUCCUCCAGCAGCGCAACCUCCACGACAGAAAAGAUCGUCUCAAACCACCAGCUGGCCAAGAAACCGGCGAACGUCCAGCGGAAGCCGACACAGCCCCACCGGGUAAAGAAACCCAACGGCGAUGGUGCUACCGAAAACUCAUCCCAGCCUGCUGGAGGCAAGCAAAAGAUAAAGAAGAAGCCAUCUACGACGACAACUACGACCACAGCUGCACCAGAGACGGAAGUGCAGUCGUCCACUCAGGUGGCAGGGGAGGAUCCACCAGCAGAAGCCAGCAGCACCACUACUACGCAAGCACCACCCUCGACCACGCCCAAGAAGAAGAAGCGCAAGCCCACACGAACACCCGGCUCGGGAUCCACUUCUGUUAGUGGCAAGCCAUCAAAGCCGAAACGCAAGCCAACUACCAAGCCCAAGCCCCUGGUCCAGCAAGGUGAGCAGCAACAGCAGCAGGUCGAGAGCUCUCAAAGACCGUCCAGGCCCCAGAGACCCCACAAGAAGCCCAAGCCAACAUCGUCAGGCGCUACGACAACAACUACUCUUGCUCCCGAAACAAGCUCUGCCAGCACUCCCGAACCUGUGAGCAGUUCGACGGAGGCACCAGUGUCGCAGCCAGAGCCGGAGAGCCCAAGCGCCACCACUCCACAGGCGGAGCCUGAACCAUCUACUUCCGUGACAACAACAACCACUACAGAAGUUCCACUAGUUAGUACAACGGCAGCUCCUGUAAAAUCGACUGCGAAACCACCUGCACUGCACCACCAGAAGUUGCAUACAAAGCCGGCUGGGUCCACGAACCGUCCAUCCACCACCCAGCACCAUAAUCGUGUCCACGGCAAGCCAGUGCACAGCACCACUACAGAGUCGAGUAAGAACGCUGGAGAGGCCCAGACCGAAAGGUACGGACUAGUGAAUGUGAUUGCUGCCUCAAGUACCACCCAACAACCCAUGUAUCCGCUGCCCAGCUACAAUGCCGAAUCCUCUCAAAACUUGCCCACAGUGUUUGCCGACUCUACGGCGGACCAGUCACCGCUGAAGAAGACCCCGUUGCCGUCCCUAGCUCAGCUGCAGCAACAGCUGCACAUCAGCUCUCCAUCGCCGGCACCCCAGCUCUCACCCGCUCAAAUCCUUUCGAUGGACCAAAUUGUACAGUCACUCACACAAGACCUCUCCGCCGCCGACAAAGAGGACGAUGUUUCCGCCUCGGGUCCUGUUAAGUACGACAGUGCCGAGAAUAAGCAAGAAAUGGAAGCACUGGCGAACAAGAAAAAGAUUCCAGUCUCGGCUAGCUCCCCUCCCGCUGCAGCCACAACUACCGCCGCUCCCAGACCAACUUCUUCCUCUAAACCUACAAUUUUGACCAGUAAUAAGCCACCUUCGCCCCACUAUGGCGGCAGCACUCUGGCCACGAUGCUAUCCGAAGAGGACGAAGAUGCUACCAGUUCCACAGAGACCUCUGUAGCUCACAAGCUGCCUGCGGAGACCACGCAGAGCAGCCUUGAAGAUGAUGCUGAGGAACAAACACCCGUGGUAGUGAUCACAGCUAGGCCACAGUACUUUACGGUUACCAAACAACCGGAACCACUGAAGCCUCUCGAAACCUACCAGGACCCCAAGGAGCCUGAAACCACAGAGUUGCCUGGACAAACUCAGUUCUUAGUAACAACACCCAUGUUACCGCUCGAGGAAGUGGAUGCCACCACCGAUAAGCCCACAGAGGAGUCCGAUCACGCGGUAAUAGAGGAGCUUGACGAGCCCAGCCCCACCAGUGGCUAUAACCAACAGCCCCCUGAGCCAGAGACAGCGGGAGCCACCACGGAGCAGACGCUACGUCUGCCAGUCUCUGAAAGCACUACAUCCGCCGAUUUUGAUGAUGGCAGCACAGAAGUCACCCCCAUGAUCGCCGACUUGGUGCAGCAACUCAACCUUGAGGUGCUCAAGCCCACUGAUCAGAUUUCCAUGGCCAACUUCCAGACGCAGGCGGCCACUGUCGCUUCCACUCUAGUUGACGGAAGCAACACGCUAGUCUCGGACAUCGCCAUGAACUCUAACGAAACCAAGGAUGAGCUGGAGUUCCUUAUGUCCGACGUCAUCCAGCAGAUCACGCAGGGCGACCAGUACAGACCCCCCUCCAAGGUGCACCAAGUAGACGACUCCCACCGCCUGACCAACUUUGCCAACCUGAACGCCUCGUUCCUUCUGCAGCCAAAGCCGAAGCCGGACCAGACCAAAGUGCCAGAGGAGCCCCAAGACCCGUACAAGCUCGAGCCACCGACUGAGAACAGUCUGGCUGAGAAAAACGAUACAGUCGCAGUUCCCCUUGGACAGGAAGCGAUUCACCUACAACAAAUUGAAACUACUACUCACCAAAUUCCCAUCCUAUCAUUGUCGCAAAUCUACGCGCAGCAACAACAGGAUGAUGACGAGGAGCAGCAAGUGUUUGCCAACGAAAGACUUGAGGUGCAGCCAACUCAAGAGCCGACCAGGCCGGAAACCGCCCCUGCCCACGAAGCUCUAUCCACAGUGGCCGCAACAGACACCACCGAGGCAUACACCGCUGAGGUGGCCGCCACCACCGAGCAUCAGCCAGCGCAGGAACCCUACGAGGAGAGCACGGCCAGCACAGAGGUCUCCGACAGCGAGGAGUCAACGACCAGCUACAGCGAAAUCCCCGACAGCUACACGCAGCGCGAAAGUGAAGAGCAAAUGCCUGAGAUGUUGACAAAUGGUUACAACGAGCAGGAGCAGGCGGAGUCCGGCACUAGCCAAGAAGCAGACACCGAGUCUAUCUACAGCACGGUGAAGUCUCUGCCGGAAGAGCUAGAGACGACCACGCAGCAGCCGGCGGCGAAAAAGGCGACGACGGCGACUAAUGUUUACCAGGACGCACAGGAAGAGGAGCAAACGUCAACAACGGAACAGCCGGAUAAGCCCGAGCAGCCAGACCAGCAGGACCAGGUAGCGCAGACCAGCAGCGUGGAGGAAAGCGCCACCAACUCCGCCCAACUCCCGCCGCAGUAUCAGGCGCCGGCCAGCGAGGAGGAGCGGGAGGAGGCGCCGGUGACGAAAAUUCCCGGUGAUAUGUCCCUGGUAUCAUCCGAGUCGGACAUGUCGCUCAGCUCGGAGCAAGCAACGGAACAAAUUGAAUUGAGCACGGUGAAGUCUCAGCAGCUGAACGACGAGUCGAUGGAGGACAUUUCCGAUGAAUUGACAGCCACCAUUGCUGAAGAAGGCGAUUCCGAGGAUGCGGAGACGGUGACGAAUGGCCAGAAGGUUCAGUUAGACGACGAGGAUCCUUACAUCAAGCUGGGCGAAACGACGGCCAGUGUGGUGAGACCACUCGUCUCCAACUCCAUGGAGUCCGGCGGCGCGGAUAAAAGUGCCGAGGAGGACAAGUACAAAGUAACCUUACCUUUAACCGGCAAUGAGACUCCUUCAGUUGAUCAAGCCGAUGAGGAGGAUGAAGAAGAUCAAACCGGUUACCAGAUGCCAUUGGCUUUACCCAGCAGUACCACCACCACAACUACGACCACUACGUCAAGACCCAUAACCACUAUUACGCCUAGCAAACCAUCUUCUACAACAACUCCAGCGCCUGCCACAACUACCAAGCGGCUAAACACCCUGAGGCCGGUAUCCUACUACGUUCAGCCGUCUCUAGUGGGUGGCUACAACCAAUUGGACCUUCAGCCGCCCAAGGUCUUGCCCUACAAUGCCAACAAGGCCGCCCCACCCCACUUGCAAACUCCGGUGCAAUCGCCAACAAGUCAGCAGCGACCGACGCAACGUCCCGCCUCGUUGACCAAUCUCAUGGCCAGCUCGACUCAGGCCACCCGACCACCAGUCAAACUGGAGCCCAGUCCUGAGUCCUCACAGGGUCUGGAGGCCACCACCACCAACAUGGACGAGGACUUGCGAUCGUUCGCCCGGCUCUGCAACGAACUAGCCUUCAGCUACUGGCGCGCCAUCACAUCGGAGAAGAUCAGCUCGGCCAGAAGUGUGGUCAUGUCGCCUUUCGGACUCACCUCCAUGCUCUCCAUGGUAUUCAUGGGGGCGCGGGGAAGCACCUCCGGUGAGAUGAACGAAAUACUAAAGCUGGACGACAUGGUCACCUUCAAUCCGCACCUGAUAUUCAAGAACAUAACGAGCGGGGUGGAGCAGGCAAUAGAUAGCGAUAUUGCAACGGCGGCUUUUGUUAGGGAAAUCUUUAGUGACCGUGCCAAUGGAAAAAUCCUACCCUUCUUCAAGGAGAAGACUCAACAGCUCUACGCCGGCCACGUGGAAGAGGUCAACUUCCAUGUGGUCAACGAUAUCGUGCGCCGUCGCACCAAUCUCCUGGUGAAGCGCCACACAAUGGGAAAGGUCUUGGAGUACUUGCGCACUAACAGCGUGUGGGUCAACGGUCCCCUGGCCACCAUCUCGGCGAAUCUUUUUCAAACGGACUGCUCACGCGGCUCAACGGCCGAUCGGGACGGGGAGAUGUUCUUCCAGGUGCACCCCACCGUACGCCAGCGUCGUCUUGUGCCCAUUCCAGCUGUGCUCUACCGCUCCGGCUUCCUGGCCGGAUACGAGCCGAAGUUGGACGCCACCAUUGUGUCAUUUGGUAGCUUGCAGGACACUGUGAGCACGGUAUAUGUGAUGCCCGGCCACCAGAGUUCCAUCUCGCCGAUGGACAACCUGGACCGCCUGGAACGUAGUCUGGUGGAGACGGCCUUUGGCGAAACGCAGUCUUGGAGCCGGCUCCUCACAUCGCUGAUGGACCGACCCGGCAUGGAGGUGCAGCUGCCGCGCUUCUCACACCGCUCCUUCGUGAACGCCUCGCUGGGUCUACAGAAGAUGGGGCUGCGUGGGCUGUUCAAGUCCGACUUUGCCGACCUACGCGGACUGACUGGAGCCGGCAAUCGGGACAUCUUCCUCUCCGACAUGAUACAGAUUAACACGUUCAGCACCUGCGGCGAGGAGAAGAUCUCCGAGCACCACCACGUGGAGAUGUACCCGGCCCCGCCACUUCGCAAGCGCAACAAGGACGUGGAUGCUACGGAUGACGAUGCAUUCGACUCGUCAGAGGCCGUUGUUGACUUCGGCUCUCUGGUUCAGGAGUCCGCCCUUGGACGAGGCUUCUACGAUGACCUGUUGGAUCCCAAGUACCUGGAACUACCGCUGCCACUCCGCCCGCGGCAGGCUCGUGUCCCCGACGCCCCGAGACUCCGCUUCGACAAGCCCUUCCUCUACUUCGUGCGACACAAUCCCACGGGCAUGAUCCUGUUCAUGGGACGCUUCAAUCCACGCCUGCUGCCAUGA